This is a messenger RNA of Xylona heveae TC161, 1976 nucleotides long. RefSeq lists its product as hypothetical. The record is from RefSeq and is a predicted model, not a curated record. The transcript has 2 exons. NCBI's taxonomy places the organism in Eukaryota, Fungi, Ascomycota, Xylonomycetes, Xylonales, Xylonaceae. Bases 32 to 1744 code for a protein of 570 amino acids.
UUGAGCAUUUCCCUUCGGUACCUUGCAUUUUAUGAGACGAAACGUCGAUUGGUAUCUUUGCUUUUCAAAUUGUGUUCAUCGUUACCUAUGUUUUGUACAAUUUGUCCUCUUCAUUUUCAAUCGAUUGGUGGGGGAUUACGUCUAUUCGGUUUCGCCGCCGUCCCCCCUUAGUUUCCAGUCGAGGGGCCGUCGGUCGAUCGGCACCCUCAUAACUGGCGGUCAAAAAGAAAUGAGUUCAUUAUGCUGUGGUCAAACUCUUCAGUAUUUUUCUUCUUUGGAGCGCCUGAGAUUGGCUCAGAAUUCUGCCGCUGUUUCUCGACAAGGCCAUAGUGCCGGCAUGCUAGAAGCUAGACCUUAUCAUCCUCUAAGAAAACACUGGGUUCCUCCAACACCUAUCGACCGUGAAGGACGGCCGGUGGGGAAAGCGAACGAUAAGAAAGCACGCAGACGCUUGCAAAGGCCCAUACCUCUCCAGCUUCAAAACCUUAUCACCCUUGAGGAAGCCAAGUGGUUCAUUUCUCUUCCCGAGGCCGUCCGGAGAAAGCAUUUCACGAGGGAAGAGCAAAUUUUGUUGGCCGGUUGUUGUGACAGCUGGAUCCUGGACAGUGCCGACCAAGCACUCUGCAAGGCUAAUCGCCCAUCCACAUCGACUGGGACUUCAUCAGAGCUAUCGUCUUCAGCUCGAUCAUCGACUGAGUUCUCAGACUCGUCGGAGCCUCCAAACUUUCUCUUUACUGAUCCGGAUCCCGACGAGACCAUGAGCCAAUACUCGCCAGACGAAGCAGCAGACCAGGUCCUGGACGACUAUCAUGCAGCUCAAAUGGAUUUUUCAACUACAGCAAAAUCUCGUUCUCGACGACCGUCAUUCCGAAGAACAAUUGCCUUGGGGUCCCGGCCUACUCUACGAACAUCCUUUUCAUCUACCCGCGCUCCGUCUUCACCCGUUUCCCCCCGAUCUUCUGUCGCCCCGGAUUUUAAAAGCCACAAGUCGCGCUCGUCGUACGCGCCCAAGAGUAUCCGUCCUGCACCCGUCAUUGUUGAGCCCGAGGCCAAAUAUUAUCAAGAUCCCGAUGCUCGACUGAAGCUGCGAGUGUACCUUGGCUCGCCACAAAAGUUUGACGAGGCGCUUGAGUUUGGAUUUCCUACUACGGACCGGGCAUCCAAUGGCCCCCAGCAAAUACGGACCGAGACUCGACCCGCCAAGAUUCAUCCAGAGACAUUCCUUGCAGAAAAGGACACGUCCUUUCUGGACGAUCCCGACGAAGAUGCUAAAGCCGAUGAUGAUGAUGAUGAUGACGACGACGACGACGCCGACGCCGAGGACGAUGAUGACGAUGGUCCUUCUGAAGAUGACAAUGACGUUCCGGCAACACCAUGCGAUACCGAUGGCAGGUUCCGUUCAGUUUAUCCACUUCCUUCGAUCAAAUCUACGUCGACCGAUUCUCGACCGUCGCGUUCGACGGUUGGCCGGAACCAAAUCGAUCCACUUGCGCCGACUCUGGUCGGUCACCGUGAGAUGACUCUGCGGAUGACAUUGACUCGGCCUGACCUCCGUGCUGACGAGAGCCUGUUGUAUGGCUGGCAAGACAAGGUUAAUGAUGACCCGCUUGCUCUUGAAGAAUUGCCGCCCAUGACGGACGACACUGAGGGCACAUCUGGACCCUUUGGCCCCGAUGGUCGCGGUUCCUCCAAGGACGGCAGUGUCGUUCGCAAAAUUUGGAGCAAAGUGCGAUCAAAGAAAUGAAUUGCAUGAUUUUCCUCGCUCCAUCUGUUUUCUAUUUCUUCCAUUCGCUUCGAUCCACCUCUUAAAUUCUCUCCAUAUUUGCUUUUUCUUAACUCUCUUGCUGCGCUUCAGCGUCUUAUCUUUUGAGCGCCAACUUUGUACGACCUUGUAGGCACGGAACAGCCACCACUAGGAACCAUAUCUUUUACUCAUACAUGUCUGGGGGAUUAUUGACGGAGUUUGCACAUACUUU